Molecule: messenger RNA, 696 nt
Organism: Panicum hallii
Lineage: Eukaryota; Viridiplantae; Streptophyta; Magnoliopsida; Poales; Poaceae
Exons: 2
Coding region: 1-696 (231 amino acids)
Source: RefSeq, a predicted model, not a curated record
AUGGCCUUCUCCGACGAUGAUGACCUCAUUGCUCAGUGCUGGAAGGAAGAGGAAGAGAAAGAAGAAGAGGAAGAUGAGUCCAAUGAUCAUGAUGACCUCAUUACAGUUCUCAUACUUGCUGACAUGGACUAUGAGAGACACAAGAAGAAGUGUCGUGGUUCAGUUCCGGGACACGAGAGGUCACCACUAUUUCAGAGGCUAACUUCAGGAACAGCACCACCUAUGGAGUACAUGGUUAAUGAUCAUAAUUAUACUAUGGGAUACUAUCUUGCAGAUGGAAUCUAUCCUUGUUGGGAGAUUUUUGUGAAGAGUUAUAGUAAUCCACAAGGCAACAAGAAAGUUCAUUUCACUAAAGCUCAAGAAGCGGUGCGGAAGGAUGUAGAGAGAGCAUUUGGUGUUCUACAAGCUCGAUUUUCCAUGGUGAAGGGUCCUGCUAGAAUUUGGGACAAGGACACCCUAUGGUACACAAUGACAUCAGCUGUUAUCAUACACAACAUGAUCAUUGAGAAUGAACGAGAUGAAGAAGAGGAUUACGACUACGAUCAAGAUGGUGGCGAGGUGCUGAGGCUGGAGGAUUACGAACAGCGGGAUCCACUUGUACUUGAGGAGUUCCUCAAGAUACAUCAGAAGAUUGAGGAUAGACAAGUGCAUGAGGGACUUAUGGAGCAUUUGUGGGCGCUUCAUGGCUCUAGCUAG